Messenger RNA from Lytechinus pictus (painted urchin), 1698 nucleotides. RefSeq lists its product as uncharacterized. Bases 1 to 1698 code for a protein of 565 amino acids. Lineage: Eukaryota; Metazoa; Echinodermata; Echinoidea; Temnopleuroida; Toxopneustidae. The transcript has a single exon. The record is from RefSeq and is a predicted model, not a curated record.
AUGAAAUACGAUGGCAACCCCUUGAGGUAUUGGGAAUUUUGGAGAGCCUUUGAAAACAGUGUGGACAAGACUACAGUGGAUGAUUCUGCUAAGCUGACACGCCUGUUUCAUUUCUGCACUGGUGAGGCUCAUAAGUUGCUACAAGCCUGCAUGGUAAUGGAUCCCACUGUUGGUUACAAGAAAGCCAAGCAGAUGUUGAAAGAACGAUUUGGCAACCCUUACAAGAUAGCAGGUGCUUGGAUUCAGAGAGUUACUCAAGCUACAAAGAUUGAGACCAACAAUAAGAAGGCUCUACAAGAUCUAGCAGAUGAACUUCAUAUUUGCAUUCAAAUGCUAGAUGCUAUGGGCUAUAUGUCUGAGCUGUCACCCCAGAGUGUCAUCUUGCGGAUUGUCGAGAGACUUCCUUUCUCCUUAAAGGACCAAUGGUUAAAGGUGGUAGCCACUAUCAGGAAGCAGAAUCGGCUGCCACAGAUUGAGGACCUUUUAUCCUUCAUACAGGAAACUUCAGCCCAACAGAAUGAUCCAGUAUAUGGACGACUGACUGAUCUGAAGCCUGGAUCCAAAGACCAGUGGAAAUCAUAUCCCAAGAAAACAUGGGACAAGAAGGCAUCUAAGACACAGGGUCAGAGAAGCUCGUACUCUACCUCUAGUAGUCCAGCUCCGGUCAACAUCAAGCCCUGUCUGAUCUGUCAAGAAAAACAUACACUUCUUGGCUAUGUUCGGUUCAAGAAAAUGCCACCAGAGAAGAGACUUCAGUUUGCUAAAGAGAACCGGUUAUGUUUUAACUGCCUUCGUCCUGGUCAUAUGUUGUCAGCCUGCAACUUGAACAGAACUUGUUCUGUUGAAGGUUGUGGAAGGAAGCAUACCAAGUUCCUUCAUCAGACGAAGAAGGCACCAUCAAGAGCACCUGACAAUCAAGUCGAAGAUCCCCCACAGAGUCAGGAAGGACAAUUAACAAGUGAUGGGGCCUCUAAUGGUUAUGUAGACAGUGAUGCUACAGGGGCCGGCAAGCGGAGUGUUCUUCCAAUUGUUCCAGUAAGAGUACAAAGUGAUGGCAAGAAUUUUAUUCAAACGUAUGCUCUGUUGGAUAGUGGAUCAACCCAUUCAUUCUGUACAGAGGCACUAGCACAUCAUCUGGGAGCUAGAGAAAGAAGUAAUCGACUUCGCCUGACAACUAUGGGUAAGAGAGAUGAUCACAUUGACACAUCAGUGGGCAGCCUUGUGGUAGACUCUGGGCCAUCCACAGACCGGAUUUACCUUCCUCAUGUCUGCACUCGGAAGAGAUUGAACAUUCAGAAUUCUCACAUGGCCUGUAGGGAAGACAUCAUCAACCUGCCAUAUCUAAAAGGUAUUGAUAUCCCCUUGGCAGGGGAACAUGAAGUUGGCUUAUUGAUUGGUCAAGAUUCUCCAAGAGCACUGAUGCCCUUAGAAGUACGCAAAGGAGACAAGGGAUCUUAUGCUGUUAGAACUGCUCUAGGGUGGUCACUUCAUGGCCCGAUUGCUUCAAGAGGGAGAUGUGAUGCCUCUACCAAUUUCAUUCAAGGAGACACCUCUCUUGAUGAGCAAGUCCAGAAGUUCUGGAAGAUGAAGAUGAGAAUUCCCUAUUCGAUGAUGAGAGAGGUAUGUCAUUUAACGACAGGAAAGCAGUCAACAUCUGGGAGAACACCAUCACUUUGGACAAUGGUCACUACCAACUAG